CGCACGGGAAACGAAAGCGGCUCCCACCUGCAGCCGCUCCUCCAAAAGCCAAGCUGCGCCCUCCGCUGCCUGAACUUCCCGGAAAAGUCGCGCGGCUUUCGCCGAUACCAUGCAUCUGAAGGCCCUCCCAUGGGAUCACUCGAGGAGCAACAAACGCAAGAGGCCGGGGCCGCACCAAAUUAUUUUCUCCCUCUGCUGUCACUCUGCAGCUGCAUGCCUCAUACUUUUACCACAGUUUUCGCAGGUCAAAGCCCAAGCAAGACUGCUGCAAACGAAGUCGACUAGGCAUACAAGGAACACUACGUGCCACGACGAUUGUGAGCCAAUUGCAGUCAAGCGACGUCCAAUUUCGCUCAGUGAUAUUCAGGCACGAAUGGUUUUAGGAGAUUCCGUUUCCAGCACCAUGUACCCGUUCAUUGUACGGAUAUCGAUUACGUUUUCAAACGACUCAUCUUACAAUAAAAAUUACGAUGAUGUCUGCCCCGACACACAUUUGAAGAGAGACCGGAAGAAGCCCAUGCACCCCAAGGAGCCCGGGCGCACCUGUGUUGGCUCGGUGCUGUCGAGGAGGCACGUGUUGACGGCUGCCCGCUGCAUUUGGCCCCGGAAGAUGCGACCCGUGUACACGGUGUACUACGGAUCUGCCGUGUGGAACGAUCAGAAGCCGACGGGCGUGGUCCGUGCAGUUCGGCAUCCCGAGUGCCGAUCGUUCGGGCGGGGAAGGAGGCUCGUCAACGACGUGGCCGUGCUAGAAAUCGAGCAAGCCUUCCCUGCAAUGCUCGAUGCUGUUUCCCUGCCCAAAGAUCUAGGCAACAUCACCGGGCACGUGGUGGAGACGGCUGGGUGGGGCAACACGGACGAGGAACAGCAGGCAAGGCUUAAUCACAGUGCCCAGCUACAGCGAGUCGCCCUCAGGCUGCGUAGUGCCGAGCGUUGCAAAGAAGCCUACCCGAGCGCAGAUCUGAAAGGCCAGAUCUGUGCAACUGCGAAAGACGGCCAGCCGCACCUGGACGACUUUGGUGCCCCACUGUUGCUCACCACAGAUGACUGGUACGUGGUCGGAGUGUUCUCAUGGUUCCGCCUGAGAGACUUCCCCACUUCACCGUUUGUCUUCGCCAGCACAUCUUACCACAGCCAAUGGAUAAAGAGCGUCAUCGGCAAGACGAGUGGAGAGAAAAAACUCCCAUAAUAAAGAGAAGGGCGUCACAGAUUGCCCAUGGGAAU
Dermacentor albipictus is the source of this 1224-nucleotide messenger RNA. Its product is annotated as chymotrypsin B-like. Gene Ontology annotation, molecular function: serine-type endopeptidase activity. Lineage: Eukaryota; Metazoa; Arthropoda; Arachnida; Ixodida; Ixodidae. The record is from RefSeq and is a predicted model, not a curated record. Gene Ontology annotation, biological process: proteolysis.